Molecule: messenger RNA, 1019 nt
Organism: Bradysia coprophila
Lineage: Eukaryota; Metazoa; Arthropoda; Insecta; Diptera; Sciaridae
Product: ATP synthase mitochondrial F1 complex assembly factor 1
Biological process (GO): mitochondrial proton-transporting ATP synthase complex assembly
Cellular component (GO): mitochondrion
Source: RefSeq, a predicted model, not a curated record
AAAUGUCUUCCUUUUGCUGUCAAAUCGUAUUAUUGUCAAGUUUGGUGUCUUUUCAGAACAUCAAAAUAUAAGACAAAAAUUGUGAUUGUUCGCACAUUGUUAUGGCACUAGUGCUCCGUAAAUCAUUGACAUCACUGAAUCCAGUAAAAUUCAAUCGAUUUAUCACAAUGUCAGCUCAGUUACGUGCCGAAAAGGCACUCGAAGAACUAAAGAAUAAAAAUCCGUACUACGAAAAGUAUGCCUCCAAGAUCUCAACGUUACAGCAAUCGGCACCCGAAGAGUUCCUCAGUCGAGUGGAUCAAAUUGAGAAGGCAGCAGCUAAGCCAAAACCGGAGUCGAAACCAAGAGAUUACUCUGAGCUUCUCAAUCCAAAACCAGCAACCGCAGCCCAAUCAUUGACCGGUGAGACCGAGAAGAAAUUGUCGGACAUCAUGAAAGUUGAGUUGCUCGAUGGUAAAAGCAUUGACGAAAUAAAACACAUUUGGUUGGAGUAUCACAAGCAGAAGGAAGUUCUCGUCGCUACCAUACCAACGAAUGUCUUUGAAACACAGAUGAAACGAGGUAGAAGUUAUCCCAUUUUCAUAUUUCCGUUGCCAAGGAGCGAAGGAUUCGAGUUCUUUCUGGCACAAUUCGCUCAAAAUACGGUACACUUCACGCCACUGCUUUGCUACCAGGUUCACAAAGAAAAUGCCCCAGAAUGCUUGAACAUGGUUCAUUACACCGAAUUCGCUGACCAGGGAAUCAUACUGAUGCGUGGCGAAUUCGACAAAAACGUUAUAAAUCCGCAGGAAGCACAAUGUCUUAUCAAUCAAUUGCAACUGUACUACUCGCAGGACAAUGCAUCGAAAUUACAGUUGCUGGAAAAGUUUACCAAAGAUCCGGCUAAUUUUAAACACAUGGACGUUAUCAAGGAGCUGGAAAAUAUUACGCUAUAGUGAGACAGAUCGUAGGUCGUCCGGUGGUGCAAUUAUUGUCAUAAUUUGAAAAUUGUCGAAACAAUACAUUGUUUGAGGUAGCUU